AAUGGUGAAGUUGUAGAUAUAAUUCAGUGCAUAUAAAUGUUCUGUCUGCUGUAAAAUUUGUCUCGCUGUUCUGCAGGGGUACUGAAGACAUUAUUUCCCCACAUGGAAUACCUCUGGAUCUUCUUGACAGGCUCCUUAUUAUCCGUACAUUGCCAUAUUCCCGUGCAGAGAUGGAACAAAUUCUUAGACUCCGAGCACAGACAGAGGGCAUACAAAUUGAUGAUGAAGCUCUUAGUAUGUUGGGGGAUAUUGGCACAAAAACAACUCUCCGGUAUGCUGUUCAGCUGUUAACACCAUCAUCUCUGACUGCGAAAGUAAAUGCACGAUCAGUUAUUGCUAAAGACGACAUUCAAGAAGUUGGGGAACUAUUCUUGGAUGCAAAAUCAUCAGCGAAGAUUCUUUCACAGCAUAAGGACAAAUAUAUGAAGUGACCAUUUUCAGCAACUCAACUUGUUUUAAUAGGGACUCCAGAGGCUGUCGACAUAUUUCUGAUUCAAAUG
Molecule: messenger RNA, 500 nt
Organism: Zootermopsis nevadensis
Lineage: Eukaryota; Metazoa; Arthropoda; Insecta; Blattodea; Termopsidae
Source: RefSeq, a predicted model, not a curated record